Hermetia illucens (black soldier fly) is the source of this 1301-nucleotide messenger RNA. RefSeq names its product odorant receptor 42b-like. Lineage: Eukaryota; Metazoa; Arthropoda; Insecta; Diptera; Stratiomyidae. The transcript has 3 exons. The record is from RefSeq and is a predicted model, not a curated record. Gene Ontology annotation, molecular function: odorant binding; olfactory receptor activity. The coding region runs from base 18 to 1136 and encodes 372 amino acids. Gene Ontology annotation, biological process: sensory perception of smell; detection of chemical stimulus involved in sensory perception of smell. Gene Ontology annotation, cellular component: plasma membrane.
ACUCCAAAGGUAGUAAGAUGCAGAAAUUGGACACACUUGCAGGACUGAAACAAGUGUACGUAGUUUGGAAGAUCUUGUGUGUGAUGCCGUGGUGCAAUUACAAAAAGUGCUCCAAAAUUUGGCUAAGCCUAAUAUUUUUCUUCAAUAUAACCUAUACAUUGGGGCUGCUAGUGGAUGUCAUCUUAUGUGAGAGUUUGGAGCAAGGAUUGUAUAACAGCCCAUUCUACUUUGGAUGCCCGGUGGACUCUGCGAAAUACUUCAUUAUCUAUUUCAUGCGUCAUGAGCUGUGGAAACUAAAGGAUUUGUUCAGUCUGCUAGACGAGCAUAUCACUUUGGAGGAGGAUAAAGCGUUAAUGAGAAGUGCAAUAAAGAAGGUGCAAUGGAUAAUCACGGCUUAUCAAAUUCUCAUAUGGCUUCUUGUGUACAGCAGGAUAAUUGCUUUUUUGCAAACUCGUGGGGAAAUUUUCAUAAUUCCAGUGGAGUUUCCAUUCGGAGGGAUCAUAAAUGUAUCUGUCUUUAAACUAAUUGUCGUACAUUUUUUGGGAUUUCAGAAUGUUACUAGCGACAUAUAUGCUCCUUGCUUUUUCAUUUUGUUGAAUGGGCAUAUGAAAAUAUUAACCCGUCGUCUAUCCAAAAUUUCGGGAAAGAAGAAAAGCCAUCAGUUUAACUUGGAUCUUAAAGCUUGUAUUGAAAAUCAUGUUAUAAUUCUCAGAAUUUACAACACUCUUAAGGCGGUUAUAUCAAAAACAUUCUUCAUACAAAUUGUGAUAAGUAGCGUCUCAAUAUGUGUUGAUAUUCUGUCGAUAGCAACUAUGAGCUUAACGAAUGGGGAGACAGUGUUUUUGAUUACAUAUUCAUGUAUACUUUUUACUGAGAUACUACCGAUAUGUUACUAUGCAGAUCAGUUUUUAAGUUUGAGCGAAGCGUUUGCAGACACGGCCUAUGCAACUGGUUGGGUUGACCAAGAUCGGAACUUUCGCAUUGCUAUACUCUUCAUGAUACAAAAAUCACAGAACCCGGAAUUCAUUCUUGCCGGAGGCAUAGUUCAAAUAUGUCUACCGACAUUCUUAUUUGUUGUACGGCUUGCUUACUCGACUUCAGCUAUUCUUGUCAACGUAUUGUAUCAAGAUAUAUAAAGAGUGCUAUCUCACCUUGAAUUUGGACAGAAACAAACACAACACUAUCUAGGAUCAAGAUUCCUUGCACCUAGAGUUCUUAGAAACUGAAAAAAUAACACCAAUUUAAGUAUAUGUGCAUAGUGGACUGUACUCUAUAAUUGCUUCUCUAAAUAAAAGGUUAUU